AUGGCCAGGGAAAGUGCAUUAUCCUUCUCAGUAGCUUCAGUUGUGGAGGAUGUUCUGAACCGAUCUCAAGGUCUUGACUUGGACUCUCGUAGAGCCCAGGAGGCCGCAAUGAGAAGAUAUGAAGGUGCAGCCUGGCUGAGAAAAACGGUAGGAGUUGUUGGGGCAAAAGAUUUSCCUGCAGAGCCUUCAGAGGAAGAAUUUAGGCUUGGUUUGAGGAGUGGACUAAUUCUCUGCAAUGUGAUUAAUAAAGUUCAUCCCGGAGCUGUGCCAAAGGUGGUUGAAAGUUCAUGUGAUUCUGCUGCUGUACCMGAUGGGGCUGCUUUAUCUGCAUAUCAGUACUUCGAGAAUGUGAGGAACUUUCUUGUAGCUGUAGAACAAAUGGGGCUCCCUACCUUUGAAGCAUCUGACUUGGAACAAGGAGGCAAAUCUUCAAGAAUUGUGAAUUGUAUUUUAGCACUUAAAUCAUACAGUGAGUGGAAACAAACAGGUGGCAAUGGGACUUGGAAAUUUGGGGGCACUUUAAAGCCCACCACACCUAGCAACAGCAAGCACAUUGUUCGCAAAAACUCAGACCCAUUCACAAAUUCCUUGUCAAGGAGUAUGUCCAUGAAAGUUCAAUCUCCRGAAACUGAUGAUAGCAGAACGCAUAAUUCAUCCUUAAGUACACUUGUUCGUGCAGUUUUGCUGGAUAAAAAACCUGAUGAGGUUCCCAUUCUUCUAGAAUCCUUGCUAAGUAAGGUCAUGGAAGAGUUUGAAUAUCGUAUUGCAAAUCAAGUUGAACUGCAGAAACCUGCUGCCAAGGAUUCUCCUAUUUAUAGUGGAAACAGAACCCUUCUGAAACAUACUUCUUUCAACAUCAAAGUGGAAGACGAACAUUCUGCAAUGGUAAUGGAAGACAAAAGCUCUCAUAAAAACUCCAUCUUUGAUGAAGAAACAAGAAGAAAACACCUGAAACAUCAAAUGGCCUUUGAUGGACAGCAAGAAGAUAUCAAGGAGUUGAAGCAAACUUUGUCAAUCACCAAAGCUGGGAUGCAGUUUAUGCAAAUGAAAUUCCAUGAAGAAAUUCAGAAUCUUGGUCAGCACGUUCUUGGUCUAGCUCAUGCUGCUUCAGGAUACCAUAGAGUUCUUGAGGAAAACCGGAAGCUAUAUAAUCAAGUACAAGAUCUUAAAGGAAAUAUUAGAGUUUAUUGCCGGGUGAGACCCUUCUUGGGAAGACAAUCGAACUUCACAAAUACCGUGGAUUACAUUGAGGAAGGAACGAUUGCUAUUAAUACCCCACCAAAGUAUGGAAAAGGACGUCGAUCAUUCAACUUCAACAAAGUUUUUGGGCCGUCAGCAACCCAGGGGGAAGUCUUUGAAGACACUCGACCCCUCAUUCGUUCUGUUCUUGAUGGUUACAAUGUUUGUAUCUUUGCUUAUGGUCAAACUGGUUCUGGAAAAACACAUACAAUGAGUGGACCAAAAGAUCUUACGGAGAAUAAUCAAGGAGUUAAUUACAGGGCGCUAAACGAUUUGUUUGUGCUGGCAGAGCAGAGAAAGGGAACCCUYAAAUAUGAUGUAUCUGUUCAGAUGAUUGAGAUAUAUAAUGAGCAAGUGCGCGAUCUCCUCACCACUGAGGGUUUAAGCAAAAGAUUAGAGAUUCGAAACAAUUCACAGAAUGGAUUCAAUGUGCCGGAUGCUAGCCUGGUCCAUGUUUCAUCAACAUAUGAUGUUAUUGAUCUGAUGAACCUAGGACAAAGAAAUCGUGUUGUGGGAGCAACUGCUCUCAAUGACCGUAGUAGUCGCUCUCACAGCUGCUUGACUGUACAUAUCCACGGGAGGGACCUGACAUCGGGAGCUGUUCUUCGUGGUUGUAUGCAUUUAGUUGAUCUUGCAGGGAGUGAAAGGGUGGAUAAAUCUGAAGUGACUGGAGAUAGAUUAAAAGAGGCACAACAUAUCAAUAAAUCUCUAUCAGCCUUAGGAGAUGUCAUUUCUUCUCUUGCCCAAAAGAAUUCACAUGUCCCUUACAGAAACAGCAAACUCACACAAUUACUUCAAGAUUCGCUUGGUGGGCAGGCAAAGACACUCAUGUUUGUUCACAUAAGCCCAGAGCUGGAUGCUGUUGGCGAAACACUUAGUACACUUAAGUUUGCUGAGCGGGUAGCCACUGUUGAACUUGGUGCCGCACGAGUAAAUAAAGACARUUCAGAUGUGAAAGACCUAAAAGAACAGAUUGCCAAUCUAAAGGCAGCUUUAGCACGUAAAGAAGGGGAACAUGAAGGCAUGCCAUCAUCUCCUAUCCCUCCUAACUUACAGGAUGGAGAUCUGUUUACUGAGCCAAAGGGUCGAAGGAAACCAACAGGAGAUGCAGGCAACAUUGAGGUGAGCUGCAAAAAGUAUGGGUUGAGGCAGAGGACACAAAGCUUUGAUUUAGAYGAGUUGAUAGGAAAUUCACCCCCUUGGCCUCCAGUAAGUAGUCCUGGUGAGGAUGAUAGAGAAAUCGGAUGCGGUGACUGGAUAGAUAAGGUGAUGGUAAACAAACAAGAUGGAGGACGUUGGGAAGCAGAAAAUUCUCCCUUUUACCAAAAAUAUCAUCUCCCAGAGAGUAGGAGGUUACAGUCCGAAGAAUCUUUUGGAAAUGGAUUUGAGGGUGCUACUAGCGAUGAUGUUGAUGCUGUCACCAGUGACUCAUCUGAGCCAGAUCUACUGUGGCAAUUCAGUCACUCCAAACUUGCAAGUUUGACCACCAAGGGGACGAAACUCAAUAACUUGAAUGCAAAGGCAACAGGGAGGCCAGAACGAAGCAGCAGGACAAUGAUUUCAAAUGUUGGGCCUUCGGGUUCACGAAGAAUAACAACACAGGGAGGCGGGAGGCAAGUUGAAGUUAAAAAGAAAACUGGGAACAGGAAGUAGUAUUUUUUUUUUUUCAU
Molecule: messenger RNA, 2909 nt
Organism: Cynara cardunculus var. scolymus (artichoke)
Lineage: Eukaryota; Viridiplantae; Streptophyta; Magnoliopsida; Asterales; Asteraceae
Product: kinesin-like protein KIN-14I
Exons: 19
Coding region: 1-2892 (963 amino acids)
Biological process (GO): microtubule-based movement
Molecular function (GO): ATP binding; microtubule motor activity; microtubule binding
Source: RefSeq, a predicted model, not a curated record